Molecule: messenger RNA, 1116 nt
Organism: Triplophysa dalaica
Lineage: Eukaryota; Metazoa; Chordata; Actinopteri; Cypriniformes; Nemacheilidae
Gene: hce2l2
Product: hatching enzyme 1.2
Exons: 8
Coding region: 108-959 (283 amino acids)
Biological process (GO): proteolysis
Molecular function (GO): metalloendopeptidase activity; zinc ion binding
Source: RefSeq, a predicted model, not a curated record
AACAACACGCUUAAAACAAUACAAAUUUUGGUUAUUUAAAGCAGUCGUGAUCUAACAGGAAGUAGAUGAAGAGCACUUAAAAGCAGCCACCUGAAAUCAGACAGCAAAUGUCUGCAGACAUGCGAAACUCAUUGGCUAUCAACAUCCUCUUGUUCUUUGUAGGAGCAUGUUUUUCAUUGCCUGUUCAGAAUUCUUCACAUUUCGAAGCUAACAGAAGUAAGAGAAGUUACUCAGAUGACAUUGAGGAAAAUGAUAAAACUGCCAUGGACGAGAUUAUAGACAUAAAUGACUAUCAAGGCAUCUUUUCUGUGGACGGCACUAGCCUCAGAGAGGGAGAUAUAGUUGUUUCUGGAAGGAGCCAGAGGAGUUGUUUCGCCAGGAGCUGUCUGUGGAACAAGUCUGUUGAUGGACACGUGUACAUUGCUUACACACUUUCUCCCGAGUACAGUGAUGUGGACAUACAGAACAUUAAUAGAGGCAUGACGCUAAUUGAACAUGAUACCUGUGUGCGCUUUGUGUCAAGAACACACCAGCGUGACUACCUGGAUAUUCAGCCCAAAUCAGGAUGCUGGUCAUAUCUGGGGGCACGUGGGGGCAGACAAACCAUUUCUCUACAGUCCCCCGAGUGUACUGUAUCAGGGGUCACCUCCCAUGAGCUCAUGCAUGCCCUGGGCUUUGUGCAUGAGCAGUCACGAGCCGACCGGGACAAGUAUGUCUCCAUCGUGUGGUCCAAUAUAUGGAAAGACAGGUUGAGGAAUUUCGAAAAGUUCAAAACAAGCAACUUGGACACCCCAUAUGACUACAGCUCUAUCAUGCAUUUUGGAAAGUAUGCCUACUCUGAGGAUGGUGGUCCUACCAUUAUACCAAAACGGAACCGCAAUGUGAAGAUUGGACAGAGAUUUGGGCCCAGUGACUUAGAUAAAAUGAAGAUCAAUAAACUGUAUAAUUGUGAUGUCUAACAUAAUCCAUAUACACAUCUUAUGAUUCAUCAGAGGUUUUAAAACCUGACAUUAUUAUUGCAAUUAAUCUUUAAGUUCUUUUAUAAUUUCUAUCUAGUUGAUAUUUUUGUAAGGUAGAACUGUUGAGGAUUGCCACAAUAGUGAUGAAAUGUUAUAU